GUUGUGCUGUGUUUUGAUCGUGUCUUCUGGGACCCAAGUGUCAAUUUGUUUGGUCAUGUCGGCAGCACUACUGCAAGCAGAGGAGAGCUUUUCCUGUUCUGGAACCUGUACAAAGCACCAAUUUUGUUGGCCUUGGUAGCAGGAGAAGCAGCAGGGAUCAUGGAGAACAUCAGUGACGAUGUCAUUGUUGGACGGUGCCUUGCGAUCCUCAAAGGCAUAUUUGGCAGCAGCGCUGUGCCCCAGCCUAAGGAGACUGUGGUGUCCCGCUGGCGUGCCGACCCAUGGGCCCGGGGAUCAUACUCCUACGUUGCAGCUGGAUCUUCUGGAAAUGACUAUGAUUUGAUGGCUCAGCCAAUUACUCCAGGCCCAGCCAUUCCAGGUGCUCCUCAGCCCAUCCCUCGCCUGUUCUUUGCGGGAGAACACACAAUCCGCAACUACCCAGCGACUGUCCACGGCGCUCUGCUGAGCGGGCUGCGGGAGGCCGGGCGCAUCGCCGACCAGUUCCUGGGCGCCAUGUACACGCUGCCCCGGCAGCCCAC
This is a messenger RNA of Apaloderma vittatum (bar-tailed trogon), 539 nucleotides long. Its product is annotated as lysine-specific histone demethylase 1A-like. The record is from RefSeq and is a predicted model, not a curated record. The annotation marks the transcript as partial. NCBI's taxonomy places the organism in Eukaryota, Metazoa, Chordata, Aves, Trogoniformes, Trogonidae. Gene Ontology annotation, molecular function: oxidoreductase activity. The transcript has 4 exons.